This is a messenger RNA of Salvia hispanica, 1138 nucleotides long. RefSeq names its product putative xyloglucan endotransglucosylase/hydrolase protein 33. Gene Ontology annotation, cellular component: cell wall; apoplast. Gene Ontology annotation, molecular function: xyloglucan:xyloglucosyl transferase activity; hydrolase activity, hydrolyzing O-glycosyl compounds. Gene Ontology annotation, biological process: cell wall biogenesis; xyloglucan metabolic process. Lineage: Eukaryota; Viridiplantae; Streptophyta; Magnoliopsida; Lamiales; Lamiaceae. The record is from RefSeq and is a predicted model, not a curated record.
CUAUGUCCUAAGUCUAUAUAAAUAUUGCGACCAACAUUAAAUCCAUUCCCAUAUAUUGCAAGAAUGGCCAUUUCCCACAAAAAUCUAUUACUAUCAAUUGUUAUUCUGUGCAACACAGUCCAUGCAUACUCCCGGGGACCUGUCUAUAGGCCUCCGGACGUCGAGAGAUUAACUGACAGUUUUAUUCGAUUAACGGUUAACCAGAGCUGCAAUGUGUUCUUUGGAGGGGUGAAUGUGCAUGUCAUGAGCAACGGGGCAAAUGCUGAGCUGAGUUUGGACAAGUCCUCAGGUUCUGGCUUGUCGUCGAAAAACAAAUAUUACUAUGGAUUCUUCAACGCAGCUAUGAAGAUGCCUUCUGGUUUUACAUCAGGGGUUGUGGUUGCCUAUUAUCUAUCAAAUUUUGACGCUUUUCCUCACAACCAUGAUGAGAUUGAUUUCGAGCUGCUCGGGCAUGAGAAGAGAAGGGAAUGGGUGCUGCAGACCAACAUGUAUGGAAACGGAAGCGUGAAGACAGGACGGGAAGAGAAGUUUUACCUGUGGUUCGAUCCAACAAAGGGUUUCCACGACUACAGCAUUCUCUGGAACAAUCACCAUAUAGUGUUUCUGGUGGACAACAUACCCAUAAGAGAAGUAAUUCACAGUAAUGCCAUAUCCCCUGCUUAUCCAUCAAAGCCUAUGUCAGUUUAUGCGACUAUCUGGGAUGGCUCGCAGUGGGCAACUCGAGGCGGAAAAUAUCCCGUUGAUUACAAAUAUGCGCCAUUUGUGGCGUCAAUGGGAGGGAUUCAGAUGGAGGGCUGCAUCUUGACCACAAAGGAUAUGGCUCCUUCGUGUUCAAGGAGCAGCCCGUCGAGCUUAGACCCCGUUGAUGGCGAGCUGUUUGCUAAGCUGUCCAGUCAACAAACCACAGGGUUGGAAUGGGCUAGGGGAAAGCACAUGUUCUACUCAUAUUGCCAAGACAAGUCCAGAUACAAGGUUAUGCCACCAGAAUGCAAUAGCAAAUAGUAGGAAAAAGAUUACUAGUUUCAUUCUUUUUGAAUAACUUGUUGACUAUCAUCAACUAUAUUAUCAAGAUGGAGAUGAAUAAUGACAGCACUAUUGAAAUAUUGCCAAAUAUAAAUCUUCAAAUAGACUUCAAAUA